AUGGCCUCCUCGCUCACGGCGCAGCUGUCGCAAAUAGCGGCGACCUCGACGCACCAGCUUGAUUUGAAAGCCCAAAGGGUUGCUCACUCGAAAUCUUUGCUGUUUGAACAGAGGAAUGCGGUGUCCCAGAGCUUUGACACCAUUUACCAAAUAUGUUAUGAAGGCUUUCAGGAAUUAUGCGCACUGGAUUCACGGUUUGCGAGAUUCCGGCGUACGAUAUUUAACGAACAGAGCAAGACCGAGGAUAGGCUUGAAAUGAAUGCAGAACAAAAUAAAGAACUAGAUAUUGUUUUGGAGGAAUUCCUGGCACUUGUUGGUAGCCGCCUUCUACUGCAGCCUGCUAUCAAAUCGGUUGAGUGGCUUGUUCGUCGUUUUCGAGUUCACGAGUACAAUACCGAUUUUGUCUUACUCACAUUCCUCCCAUACCACACAACCGACUUAUUCAAGGUACUGCUGUCGAUUCUGCCUGAAAACCUCCCGCCCACUUUCAAAGUUUUAAACCCCUAUAGACGGAGUUUGACCUUGCCACCUCGACAUCCAAUUGUCCAUAGCGCCUCAACGAAUAAACUCUUUUUCUCUGCUCUAAAUAAUUAUGUUUUGCAGGUCAGCAAGGCUCAGGCCCAUUAUCAAGGGCUUCUAUCUUUUUGGGCUGGCGUCACCGCAGAAGCAGUAGCUAACAUGUUGGACGCCGCGAACUCUGGAAGACGAGAGGUGGAAAAAAGGAAUAAGGAAGAUGUUUUGCUCCAGAUACUUCCGGUGCUACAUACCGGAUUUGGACUACCAAAAGUCCCUGAACUUGUCAUCGGUUGUUACAUGCUCUGUGUUGUUAUCGCAAAUAAAACAUUGCUUGAAGAUAAUGUGUUGGACGGGCUCAUGGAGGCUGUCGCUGGAACUUGGACUCAGGAGACUCUCUUGGCAGGGUUGACAUGCUUAUCAGUCCUGGGGCAACACAAGACUUCACAGGAGCUUCCUCGGAAUGUUGUCAAGUCUAUCACUCGUUUCGAAAACUCUCUUGACAUGAUUGCUGAGCUCCGCACACGAUACUCUAUGACUGGAUUACUUCUUGGUUUGAUAAAUGGAUGCACCAAGGACAUUAGUAACCAGAAGGAUUUGACUUCCUUAAAGUUAGUUGACGACAUUAUACAGCGCGACAUUUUAGAGUCAGAUGCUUUAAUUCAGGCAAUGGUUACUAUUCUUCGAGCAGCCAACGAUUUGCAAAGGUCCGGCCUUAUGAUCGAAGAGAGUCGGUCAAUCCUCUCAGGAAUGAUCCAGCACUUUACUGAGUCAGAGUCGUUGGCACCUCUCCUGCAAAGUGCUAUUCGGGAAGCAAAAAUCGACCUCAAUGCACUAGAAAUCGGCCUUGAGACGGUUCUUGAAAGCAACCGAGUUCUGGUAGCCAUAGACGAUGUCAAUAUGGAAGAUUCUGAAGCCACCGUUGAAAAGGAGAACGUGUUUGCUGAGACCCUAGAAGCGAUUCCCAAAUCUACCAAGCACACUUCUUUUCUUGAAGAACCACAUUCGGCCAUUUUCAGUCAACUGGCACACGCAUUUGUUCUUGCCUCUGGGAACAAGCAAAAGCAAUCACAAUUUGUUGAUUUACCUAUUUUAAAACGUGAUUCAUCUCUGCAGGACACUUUGUAUCUCUCAUUCUUCCUGCGAUUUUGUUCUGGACCAUAUCCAUCUGCAAGCAGAGCAUCAGCUAUCCAACUUAUGACGGACUGUCUUACUGAGAAUGCCUCCGCCUGCUUUGAUAUGCAAGUGACUCUUCCAUAUAUAAUAUCGGCGCUCUGUGAUCCGUCGGAGAGGGUCCGAAGAGAAGCAGCUAGCCUGCUGGCCGCUUUUGAACGUAGUUGCGCAAAAAUCAAGAAAGAGGACGAGCACAAGCCCCAGCGUUGCUGGGGAUUCGAGACUCUCUACGGGAAUAGUGAGCUAUCCAAAUAUCUUCGGUGGCUAUCUCCACGAGACGUAUACAAAUUCGCCCGUCGAGUCUUAUUGCCUGCUUUGGAGGAGUGCAUACUGGACCCAGCCCAAAUCGGAAGCGUGUUGGAGAGUGCACUUCGUGGGAAACCUGCCUCUGGCACGGAUGAUACUAAAUCUCCUGAUUCCGAGCUGAAAAAAUCGGCUCGACUGGAGAUAUUUAUUUUUUUAUGUUCCCACACUAUUACCACACCCCUUUACACCGUAAAACUCCGUCUCCUCAAAAUUCUCAAUCGACUUGGGAAAGUUGGUUCAACUUCCCGAACCGAAGAACUCUAUCCCCUUCUCGACCAAUGGAAGCUGCUGACCAAUGACGAUGUAUCGAACAUCGUGAAGACAGAGCAAGUGGACAUCCACGAUCUGGAAGAGCAGAUUCUUGAAAUUGUAUCUGCGAAGCGCAAGAACGCAAUUGAUAUUCUCCUGUCAUCUGUUACAUCAUUUAACACCCUAAGGCCGGCUUUUGUACAGGCUGUUUUCAAGCGUCUUAGGGAGAUCUGGCCCUCACAGGAAGAUGAUGGUGAGGCCAGUGCUGCCGAUUCAUUCCUCCAAAUGUCUUUAGGACUCUCUCCUGGAAAUGAAGAACUAUCCAAUCUGUGCAGAGAUCUCCUUCGGACCGUUGACCUCUCGGGUCCCAUACUAGUCCGCUUCCUUAACAAGAUCUCUACUGCUAUCGUCGACACGGAACCGCAGGCACCUGCUGCGAAGCGACGGCGGACAAGCCAAAACAAUAUGGUCGCAAUGGGCACAAGAGACCCAAAGGAAUUAAGUCAGAUUAUUGGGAAAAUCACGUUUAUCCUAGAACUGGUUGACGGGUCAAAUCCGGAAAAUCAUCCUCGUCUCUUCGGCAGUCUGUUCCAAACUCUUGCAGUCUUGCAUCACUUGAAACUGCAACUUCAGGCAGAAAUGAGCUACCUCCUCAGUCUUGUUCUCGGAAUCAUGCUUGCUAUUGUAAACAAAGCGAAAUUGAUUCCCAAACAUAACUUGGAUACCACAGUUAUUCGCGCGGACAUGAUCAUUGACUGUAUUCGCACAUCCCAGAGCCCGCAAGUCCAGAACACCGCGCUAUUGCUGGUAGCAGGGUUAGCUACAAUAUCUCCGGAAAUCAUCCUUCAUAGUGUUAUGCCAAUAUUUACGUUCAUGGGGUCAAAUGUUUUAAAAAAGGAUGAUGAAUACUCAGCUCUCGUAAUCGAUCAGACAAUCGAUCAAGUGGUUCCUCCUCUUAUACAAUCCUUACGCAACCAAAAGCGGGACGUGGUGUCCGGUACAUCAGAACUUCUUCUCAGCUUCACUGCUGCAUUUGAACAUAUUCCGUCACACCGUAGAUUGAGACUCUUCGAAGCGCUGAUUACAAAACUGGGUACCGAAGAUUUCCUUUUCGCUGUGUUUGCUAUGCUUGCGAAUAGAUACGGGACAGAUCGUGAUGUAUUAGGGUUGAUGACUUCACUUGCAGCGAAUACCGGAAUAGAGCUACAGCUCAACUCAUACACCAAGUACCUAAGCCUUGCUCAGGACGCGUUACUUCCCAAACCAAACCUUUCUCGUACUCUUCUUGGAGUUGGUGGCGAGGAUGGCCGAGAUCCCCCCAGAAUUGUGACUGAUCUAUUGCAAGCGUUGUCUCACCUUCUACAAAGCGCAUCUCUGAAAUCUCAAAUGACGAAGAUUUUCAGUUCUGAUAAUUCCAAUGUGGCUCCUAUUCACCAUCUCUUCUCUCGUAUCUUGGAACAAUUACUCGCUUUUUCUGACACUGUUCGAGCCAAUAAACCAGUUAGCAAAGCCUGCGGCGAUGCCUUGGGAUCAUUGCUGGGGAUAUUGUCAUUGGUUGACUUCAUUGAUACUAUCGAAGUUUUACUUCGACGACCUGAUGAUGACCUGCGUAGAAGAGUAUUGAGACUACUGGAAAGCAGGUUAAACCAGAGCCACGAGAGGGAUUCCGCCUCGCAAUCCAGAGUUUUGGCAUUUUUGCCAACCCUUAUCGGCAUUCUUGAGGGCUCUCCUGAUGUUUUGUUAAAACACGCCGCUGUUGCGUGUAUAGACAAAACAGCAGAGAAAUACGGAAAGAAGGAUCCGGCAUCAGUGGUAGCUGCAGCUAAAGCAGUUGCAGGCGAGGGUUGUAUUGGUCAACCCGAUGACCGCAUCCGUGUAAUCGGAAUGUUAUGUCUUGCAUCUGUCACAGAUGUCGUUGGCGAAGCGAUUAUCCCUGUCCUCCCUGCGAUGUUUUCAAGGGCCUUUGGGCUCCUGAAGGAUACCCUGGAGUCCAACAAGAAAAAUACACAAUUGCAUGAUGCGAUUUAUUCCCUUAUCUGUGCGCUUAUUACGCAUGUCCCGUGGAUGAUAUCGGAUGACCAUCUGAACCAUAUCCUCCGUUUAUCUUUCAAAUCAGCAGUUGCAGAUCUUCCUGAGGAAGCUGUCGAAAACCGCCAUGAGGCAUUGAACCUUCUCGCAAGGCGUGUUGAUGUUAAUGAAAUUUUCAAGGCCGUCGACAGUAAUUGGUCGUUUGCUUGCUUUGAAGGGCCUCAGGCUGUUAGCGAGUUGUUGGAGGUUACAAGUCUUUCUAUCGAAAAACACCCAAAAUCGUCAACUUUAAAAAAUGUACCUAUCCUGACCAAGCUGCUGGAAAAAGCUCUCGAUAUUCGUUGUACACAGUUCUCUCAGCCAUCCAAGAAUAGUUUCGGAGAAGAUGAUGUUAAUGACAUUGAAAGCCAAGUCAAUGACAUGGCGAUCAAGAUGAUUUACAAGCUAAAUGACACCGUCUUCCGCCCAUUGUUUGUCCGAUUAACAGAGUGGGCAACGGGCGGUCUUUCGAAAUCCGACGGUUCGGGGAGGUUCUUGAGACUUACCACUUUCUACAAGUUCCUUGGGGCCUUUUUCAAUACUCUCAAGUCUAUCGUUACUAGUUACUCGAGCUAUAUCAUUGAGAGCACAGUUGAAAUCUUGAAAACUGCACGGUGCAAUGACAAAGAAACUAGACAUUUGUGGUUAGCUGUCAUGCAGAUGCUUCGCAGCUCAUUUGAACAUGAUCAAGAUGAGUUUUGGCAAUCCCCUACCCAUCUAGCAGCUAUAUCUUCCCCCCUAGUCGUGCAUCUCUCCCAUUCUACCAAUCAAUUAACCCUCAAACUCAUCACCGCCGAAGCCAUCCCCACUAUUGUUGAACUUGCUGCCGCUGCAGAUUCGCCAGACAACCACAAGGAGCUCAACUCUGCCAUCAUGAGAUUCAUGCGUCCUGGCGAUAGUAGCACAGGUAAAAAUGUUGGCGACAACCCGUAUACUCGGCUUGCUGCUGUUAAAUGUGAAUUGAGCCUUACAGAGCGUCUAGGCGAGGAGUGGCUAGCACUACUACCAGAGAUGUUGCCGUACAUCAGUGAGCUGAUGGAGGAUGAUGAUGAAAACGUCGAGAAAGAGGCGAGGAGAUGGGUUUUGGCUAUUGAGGAGGUUCUGGGGGAGAAGUUGGAUGAUAUGUUGGUAUAA
This is a messenger RNA of Histoplasma capsulatum G186AR, 5442 nucleotides long. RefSeq names its product U3 small nucleolar RNA-associated protein. Bases 1 to 5442 code for a protein of 1813 amino acids. Gene Ontology annotation, cellular component: t-UTP complex; small-subunit processome; 90S preribosome. The transcript has 7 exons. The record is from RefSeq and is a predicted model, not a curated record. NCBI's taxonomy places the organism in Eukaryota, Fungi, Ascomycota, Eurotiomycetes, Onygenales, Ajellomycetaceae. Gene Ontology annotation, biological process: maturation of SSU-rRNA from tricistronic rRNA transcript (SSU-rRNA, 5.8S rRNA, LSU-rRNA); positive regulation of transcription by RNA polymerase I. Gene Ontology annotation, molecular function: snoRNA binding.